GAACUUAUAGUCGCAACGAUAUCGACACACAACUUUAGCAAAACAGGCAGCACACACCGCAAUCGCUUGCUACGGGAAGCAACGUAUUUUUUUAAUAAAGAUUUUACAUAUACAAGCGUGCUAAAGUACAGUGAAUUUUGAAAUUGUGUUCUGUGUUCGUGUGUGAAUAUUGGCAAUAAAAAUUAGCACAACAAAAACAGCAAAAGUAAAACACGUACGCACGUCACGCGGACAACGAGAACGACGAUAACGCAAACAUCACUUAAAGAGAGAACAAAAAAAAACACUAACAGCAACUGCGUAAACUUGCAACUUUUUGAACAAGAGAACUUAUAGCUUUUGCCAAAGCGUUUAAAACAUGUCAGCCGCCGAUGUUGAGACACAGCCGCAGCAGGAGACGACGAACGGCACCACCAAAUUUGAUGUGCCCGAGAUCGAAUUGAUCAUAAAGGCAUCGACUAUUGAUGGACGUCGCAAGGGCGCCUGUCUGUUCUGUCAGGAGUAUUUUAUGGAUCUGUAUCUGUUGGCCGAGCUGAAAACGAUCAGUUUGAAGGUGACCACAGUGGAUAUGCAGAAGCCACCACCAGAUUUUCGAACCAAUUUCGAGGCGACACAUCCGCCAAUUCUGAUUGACAAUGGUUUGGCCAUAUUGGAGAAUGAGAAGAUCGAAAGGCAUAUCAUGAAGAAUAUACCUGGCGGCUAUAAUCUCUUUGUGCAGGAUAAGGAGGUGGCAACGCUAAUUGAGAAUCUAUAUGUGAAAUUGAAGCUGAUGCUGGUCAAGAAGGAUGAUGCCAAGAACAAUGCCCUUCUCUCGCAUCUCAAGAAGAUCAACGAUCAUUUGGCCAAUCGCAAUACCCGAUUCCUCACCGGCGACACCAUGUGCUGCUUCGACUGUGAGCUCAUGCCUCGUCUCCAGCACAUUCGCGUUGCGGGCAAAUACUUUGUUGACUUUGAGAUACCGACCCAUUUGACGGCGCUUUGGCGUUACAUGUAUCACAUGUAUCAGCUGGACGCAUUCACACAAUCAUGCCCGGCCGACCAGGACAUCAUCAACCACUAUAAGCUGCAACAGAGUCUCAAGAUGAAGAAGCACGAGGAACUGGAGACGCCCACGUUUACCACAUCCAUUCCAAUUGAUAUUUCGGAGUAAAGUUCUAAAGAGCCAUGCACAGUUAUUAUUAUUAUUAUUAUUGUACUUUUUUUUUGUGUGACAACUUUACAACUACAACUGCAACUAUCAGCGACCACUUUGAAUGACAACAACAUACUACAACUAUACAAAAUGAAUAGAAUAUGUAUAUAUACAUAUAUACAUAACAUACAAUAAUACUUAUACAUAUGGUAUACAUAUAUUUAUAUGACUUUAUAUAGAUACGCGAUAUGAUAACAAGCAAUUGUUCUUUUUUAAGCAGCCACCGUUGCCUUCCUCUAAAAGCUAUGCAUUUUUUUAUUUGACUUGUAUUUUAAACAACAAUUUCGAUUUAAUUGCCCACCUGAGUGUGUAUUUUUUCUGUUUAAUUUUUUAAAUUAAAGCUAUAAUGUAUUUGAUAUGCAUAAAAAUUACCUACA
This is a messenger RNA of Drosophila innubila, 1569 nucleotides long. It is a transcript of the gene Clic, whose product is annotated as chloride intracellular channel exc-4. Gene Ontology annotation, molecular function: chloride channel activity. The record is from RefSeq and is a predicted model, not a curated record. Bases 359 to 1150 code for a protein of 263 amino acids. NCBI's taxonomy places the organism in Eukaryota, Metazoa, Arthropoda, Insecta, Diptera, Drosophilidae. Gene Ontology annotation, biological process: chloride transport. The transcript has 4 exons. Gene Ontology annotation, cellular component: cytoplasm; apical plasma membrane.